This is a messenger RNA of Phacochoerus africanus (Common warthog), 2865 nucleotides long. RefSeq names its product inositol-pentakisphosphate 2-kinase (gene IPPK). Gene Ontology annotation, cellular component: nucleus. Bases 160 to 1635 code for a protein of 491 amino acids. The record is from RefSeq and is a predicted model, not a curated record. Gene Ontology annotation, biological process: inositol phosphate biosynthetic process. Lineage: Eukaryota; Metazoa; Chordata; Mammalia; Artiodactyla; Suidae. Gene Ontology annotation, molecular function: ATP binding; inositol-1,3,4,5,6-pentakisphosphate 2-kinase activity. The transcript is spliced from 13 exons.
GCGUGGCUUCCGGCGUCCCGCGCCUGCGAGUCGGGGCAGCUGGGUCUAGCGGAGGCGGCGGCUGACAGGCGUUCUUCCCGGGACUGUGGCGGCUGGUGCCCAGGCGAACCAGCGGCCCCCAGCUCGCGGCCCCGCGAGGCUCCAGGGCCGCACCGGGGAAUGGACGAGGGGAAGAUGGACGAGAAUGAAUGGAGGUACCACGGUGAAGGCAACAAGAGCCUAGUGGUGGCCCAUGAGCAGCGCUGUGUGGUGCUUCGUUUCCUGAAGUUUCCUCCAAAUAGGAAGAAGACUUCAGAAGAAAUAUUCCAGCACCUACAGAAUAUAGUGGACUUUGGCAAAAAUGUCAUGAAAGAGUUUUUGGGUGAGAACUAUGUUCAUUGUGGGGAAGUUGUUCAGCUGCCUUUAGAUUUUGUGAAACAGCUUUGUUUAAAGAUACAGUGUGAAAGGCCAGAAUCACGCUGUGACAAGGACCUGGACACUCUCAGUGGCUAUGCUCUGUGCCUUCCCAAUUUAGCCAGGCUUCAGACCUACCAUUUUGCAGAGCACCGGCCGAUCCUGUGUGUAGAGAUCAAGCCAAAAUGUGGGUUUAUCCCUUUCUCCAGUGAAGUUACGCAUGAGAUGAAGCAUAAGGUGUGUCGUUACUGCAUGCACCAGCACCUCAAGGUGGCAACUGGGAAGUGGAAGCAGAUAAGUAAAUACUGUCCCCUUGAUCUCUACUCAGGAAAUAAACAGAGAAUGUACUUUGCUUUGAAAAGCUUGUUACAAGAGGCACAGAACAACUUAAAGAUAUUUAAGAAUGGCGAGCUGAUUUACGGCUGCAAGGACGCCCGUGGCCCCGUGGCUGACUGGAGCGAGCUCGCACACCAUCUGAAGCCCUUCUUCUUCCCAUCCAAUGGCCUGGCUGGUGGGCCCCACUGCACACGGGCCGUGAUCCGGGAGCUGGUGCGCGUCAUCACACGAGUGCUGCUGAGUGGCUCAGACAAGGGCUGGGCGGGUGCCCUCAGGUCGGGGCCUGGGCUUCGGGGCCCAGCCGUCUGCGAAGCCAGCCCUUUCAGCAGGAGUCCCCGCUGCCAAGGAAAAAGCACCCCGGAGCGCUCAGGGUUACCGAAGGGCUGUCUUCUGUACAAAACCCUCCAGGUGCAGAUGUUGGACCUGCUGGACAUUGAAGGACUCUACCCUCUGUAUCGGCGGGUUGAGCGGUACCUGGAGGAGUUUCCUGAGGAGAGAAAAGCAUUGCAAAUAGAUGGGCCUUAUGAUGAAGCAUUUUACCAGCGGCUGCUUGAUCUCUCCACCGAGGAUGAUGGCACAGUGGCCUUUGCACUGACAAAGGUGCAGCAGUACCGGGUCGCCAUGACUGCAAAGGACUGCUCCAUCAUGAUUGCGCUCUCCCCGUGUCUGCAGGAUGCCAGCUCCGAUCAAAGACCCAUUGUCCCUUCAUCGAGAUCCAGGUUUGCCUUCUCUGUGUCUGUGCUGGACCUUGACCUCAAGCCCUACGAGAGCAUCCCUCAUCAGUAUAAACUGGAUGGCAAGAUAGUCAAUUACUAUUCAAAGACUGUACAUGCCAAAGAUGCCACCCUGAUGUCAACCAGGUUCAAGGAAAGCGAAGAUUGCACAUUAGUUCUCCAUAAGGUCUAACCUUUUUUCCUGUAGUGUCUUUGAAACUUGAACAUAGAAUGUGAAGGUUGAAUGAUAGAGCUAUUUCCUGUUGUGUUGGGUGACUUUUGGCUGUGAAUGUUCUUGCUUUUCAACCCCUGUUCAGGCAGGACUGCCUUUGGGAGACACAGAAUGGAAGAGCACUAGGAACAUCUUCCGGGACGAGGAAUGUUGGGCAUGAGCCCAGCAGUGUGCUGUGUUCCAGGAGGCCUCCCUGGGCAGGUCUCCCUUCCCACCCAGUGCUCACGUCUCAUCUCUAAAAAGCCUUAUUCUAAGACCCAAGGUUUGGAUCUCCUACCACCGGAAUCCUAAUAGAGAAAACUUGAAUUGUCACAUACACCUUACAGUUGGGACUUCUAAGAAAACACGGAUACUACUGGAACUUUCCCAGCUGAGUCACCUGGUCACUUUUCUGACGCAAACCACAUGGCAGCGCAGGUUUAGUGGUUCCUUGCUGGGGAGAGCAGUGAGUUGUUGGCUUGGACAUUGGUGCUGAGCAGCAGGCUCAGGGUCCUGUGGACGUGCCCCACGCCUGCCCUGCACAGGGUCGGCAGGGAGUGUGGGACUCAGGGCAAGGGUAGACACCACUUGUGUGAGCACUGACUUUCUCUUUUGUGCGGAAUGAUUUUGUCUUUAAGUUUAGGGGAGACAGUGUUCUUUCCCACCUGAAACUGCUGCUGUGGAAGCUGGAAGCAGAGCUGCUGUGCCCAUGGUGGGUGUCGUGGCUGUGCUCCUGCCAGCUCUGUGUUUCUGGCGUUUUGGGUGUUGUGAAACCUCAGCUACUUCUGCCAGAGCCGGCAUCGAGUUUUCCCUCCUCCCCAUACCGGUUCCUCCCUCGGGUUUCACUGAGAGGCGUGGUGUUAAUGGCCUCAAGUCGUGCCAGGCCACUUCCCCAUCAGGGCUGCCUAAGGCCCUGCUUCCAGAUGAGCAACUCCUGGCUGGCACCAAGAGGUUCUUGUUGGGGUCACCAAAAGCAUGCCCAGCUGCUAUGAAAACUGUUGGGGAUCUUAGUUUUUUAUUUUAUGGUAGGUUGUAUAGAUUAUUUAUAUCAUCGUUUUGAGGGACUAAUGAAGGCUUAUUGUAAUAUAAUAUUAUUAGUGAAACCAUGGAAUUGUAUGAAAAUACUACACAAAAAAACAAGACUAUUUUGCUGAUUGUAAAUUUUUGUGGAGAAUUUUGUGAUAAAUUGAGAAUUACGCUUAUUUGAAUCAA